CUCCUCUCCCCCACCUGCCAUUCCUCCUUUCUCUCCCCCUGGGGAUUCCCACUUUUCCUUUCAUCAUCCCCCCCGGUUCACGUCAAACCCCACCUCCUCGUGCCCGGGCAGAAUCUCCCCGCGGACGAUCAAGGUUCCGGAAGUGAGAGGCAGGAAGACUUGGGCAGACAUCAAGCAGAAACAGGAGGGCUGGAUGUUCCACAGAGCUGUGGGGUUUCUCUAGCUCUAGCAGUGAUGGAGGUGAGGAGUUUCCCAGCAUCCUCUCUGCCUUGCUGCAUCUUCUCCCUCUUCCUUCUCCAGUUACCUUCACAGAACUCAGUUACAGCUCAAAUGAAAGUGAUUGGACCUGGUGAGCCCAUCAAGGUCCAAGUUGGAGGUGACGCUAAAUUAAACUGUUACCUGGAACCCAAGAAGGAUGCUCAGCACAUGGAGGUGAGGUGGUUUCGAUCCCAGUUCUCCCCGGCCGUGCACGUGUAUGAGCAUGGGCAGGACCAGACCGCAGAUCAGAUGAAGGAGUAUCAAGGGAGAACAGAGCUGUUGAAAGACACCAUCACUGAUGGGAAUUUGACACUGAAAAUAAGCCCUGUCAGAGUUUCUGAUGAUGGAGAGUAUCGCUGCUAUUUUGAUGAUGAAGGAGAUAAUGAGGAAACAACCCUGCAGCUGCAGGUGACAGCUGUGGGCUCUGAACCCCAACUCCGCCUGGAGGGACACGAGAUGAAAGGGAUCUGGCUGGGGUGCAUGACAACUGGAUGGUACCCGGCGCCCCAGGUGCGGUGGAAAGAUGCCAGAGGAGAGAUGGUUCCAUCCUGGUCUGAGUCCCUAAGCCAAGACACAGAUGGCCUGUUUGCUGUGAAGUUGUCUGUAUUGGUCCAAGAAGCCUUCGAGGGGACUGUGUCCUGCUCCUUAGAGAGCCCUCUCCUACCACAGGGGAAGGAGGCAGGGAUUUCCAUAGCAGUUCCUGGCCACCUACGAGCCUCUACCUGGAUGGUGGUGAUGCUGUGUGUGAUUGUGUUUCUCCUGCUAUUCAUUGCCUGUGCCGGUUUUUUCAUCUGGAAACCGCUUAUCUAGUAAGGGAGCCGAAUGCACGUGAAAAGGACGAAGAGUUCCUGAUCUGCAUUUCAAAAGGGAUACGAGAGCAGCAGAAAUUGCGAGAGCAGCAGAAAUUGCGACUGGGGCAUAGCAAGCCUUGAGCAGGUCACAGAAGGGGCUGGUGUCAACACUAAGAAGACCCAGGAGCAGAAUGCUUGUUUUAAUGUCUUUCUCCCCCACUAUACUGUAAGCUCACUGUGGGCAGGGAACCUGUCUAUUGACUCUGUUAUAUGGUAUCCUCUCAACUGCUUGUAACUGCUUAAUAAAUAGCCCCGAUUGAUUAA
This is a messenger RNA of Ornithorhynchus anatinus (platypus), 1373 nucleotides long. RefSeq names its product butyrophilin subfamily 1 member A1-like. Gene Ontology annotation, molecular function: signaling receptor binding. The transcript is spliced from 7 exons. Bases 235 to 1068 code for a protein of 277 amino acids. Gene Ontology annotation, biological process: T cell receptor signaling pathway; regulation of cytokine production. The record is from RefSeq and is a predicted model, not a curated record. NCBI's taxonomy places the organism in Eukaryota, Metazoa, Chordata, Mammalia, Monotremata, Ornithorhynchidae. Gene Ontology annotation, cellular component: external side of plasma membrane.